Messenger RNA from Dichotomopilus funicola, 2016 nucleotides. RefSeq names its product putative fungal-specific transcription factor. The record is from RefSeq and is a predicted model, not a curated record. Gene Ontology annotation, molecular function: DNA-binding transcription factor activity, RNA polymerase II-specific; DNA binding; zinc ion binding. NCBI's taxonomy places the organism in Eukaryota, Fungi, Ascomycota, Sordariomycetes, Sordariales, Chaetomiaceae. Gene Ontology annotation, biological process: regulation of DNA-templated transcription; DNA-templated transcription. The annotation marks the transcript as partial. The transcript is spliced from 3 exons.
AUGCCGACCCCCCCAAAUGACGUUGGGGCCGUGCCCCCAUUGACAGAACCCCCUCGGAUUGUUAAUCCAAACCGCCGUCGGGAUAAGCCUCAACUAUCAUGUAAUCUCUGUCGACGCCGCAAGCUGCGUUGUGACCGCCAGCAUCCAUGUUCCUGCUGCACCGCCCGCGGUUUGGCGUGUACCUACCCCGAGAAGUCCCAAGCCAGCGGACCCGCGGCCCAUUUACCGAAGCCGGCGGCUAUGUACGAUAGGAUUGUACAGCUGGAACGUCUCGUCAAGUCUAUCGUCCCCGACCCCAAAACCGGGUCUCUGGACUCGGCUUCGGAUCUGGCAAGCCGGUUUGCCAGCCUGACCGGUUCAGCUGGAGCAGGAAUUGCGCCGUCGAUAUCGAAAUUGUCGAUUGCAGAUCCGCCAAAACCGCUGGACGUCCGCUCCGAAUACGGCAGUAUGCGGGUGAGCCCGUCCGAGUUGCGUUAUGUCGGCGGGGACCACUGGGCCGCCAUCCUGGACAACAUUGCCGACCUAAAAGACCACUUCGACAGAGAGGAACAGGACGAGCUGGCAGCCCCGUCGGAUAGUCAGCAGGGAAGUGAUGCGGUGGAGGGGCAGCUCGACGACGUGGUCGAGACCGACUUGGACCGGUUGGCGGUGCCCCAGUCGACCCACGCGCUGCUGUUGUACGGGUGCCCGCUUCCAACAUCGCGGUCUGAGAUCUUGGCUGCGCUGCCUCCGAAGAGUGCUGUGGAUCGCUACAUUUCCCGGUACUUCGGCCGCCUGGAUAUUGUUCAUUGUCACUUACCAACAUCACAGUAUAAUGCGUUCUGGGAAAACCCGAGCGGCGUCUCCAUCAUCUGGAUCGGCCUGCUCUUUAGCAUGAUGUGUCUGGCCGUGGUAGCCUCGGAUGCGUCAGACAUGGCGCACGGCGAUCCGGAACACCGCAGUGUCCAGGUGGCCAUCUACCGCGAGAAGACGGUGCAGUGCCUUCUCGCGGGCGAGUACACUAAGACCGGAGCAUACGUGUUGGAAACCAUCAUCAACUACAUCUAUCUCGAGCUUGGCGUCCGCGGGAAGGAUGCCGGGAAGGAUGUAUGGUUUCUGUACGCUUUGGAGCUCAACUUGGCCAUGCGGAUGGGGUACCAUCGCGACCCGAUCCACUACCCAGACCUGACGCCGCUCCAGGCGGAGAUGCGACGCCGGCUGUGGGCGACGGUGCUGCAGGGGGACAUUCUCGUGUCGAGCCAGAUGGGAAUGCCCCGCAUGAUCAACGACUGGAAGUACGACAUCACGGAGCCGCGCAACCUCAGGGAUGAAGACCUGAACGAGGAGAUGACGGAGCUGCCGCCGGUACGCCCGGAGACGGAGUUGACCCCCGCACUCGGCGUCAUUGCGCGGCGACGCAUGUUUGUCGCGCUCGGCGCCGUCUCAGACAUCACGGCUACCUGCCAACCCUGCAGCUAUGAUGAGAUCAUGCGGGUCGACAAGAUCUUUUCCGAGGCCAUCGCAAGCAUCCCCGAGCCGCUCCAGCCGAAACCCAUCGCCGCCAGCAUGAUGGAUCGAGCCGAGGUCAUCAUGGCUCGGAUGUUUCUUGCCCACCUAUCAGCCAAGGGCCAGAUCAUGCUGCACCGGCGCUUCUUGCACGUAGAAUCACCAUCCUCGCAGGAAGAAGACCCGUACGCUUACUCCCGCGAUGUCUGCCUCGACGCAGCUCUCAGGGGACUGGAGAUCCAGCAUGUCCUGGACGAAGAAACCCGUCCGGGCGGACAGCUGUAUAUGAUGCGGUGGCGGGUGUCGUCCAUCAUGAACAGCAUGUUCCUCACGGCGACCAUGGUUCUAUGUUCCAUGCUGUACCGCGGGCCGCAGACGGACCAGCAGCAACGGCAGCAGAUCCGACGGAAAGAGGAGAUUCUUGCUGCGCUGCGACGGACGCGGACGAUAUGGAUGGGUGCGGCCGCGCGGGGUUCACGGGAGGGGAAGAAGGCGGCAGAGACGGUGAGUUUUGUGCUGGCUAAGGCCGGU